AAACAGAUUCUCAACCAACCAAGGAUGGACCUCCCCACCAAGUUCGGGCGAAUUUACCCGCAAAUGCCACUGGACAAAACUCCCGUGCCCCCCCUUCUCUCCCCUCACGGACACCCUCCCAGGCUCGACACAGAACCCAUCGAGCUCUCACGCGCAAGACAUGGAGCUCCCGGCCUAGGGUUAGCUCUGCAGCCCGCCCCCACGUCCGCCGUCCGCCGUCCGGUCGUCCAGGCUGCAGUUCUCCGUCGCCGGCGACAUCCCUGCGCCCCCGUUUUGCUGCCUCCAGGUGGAACGGCCUCCCUGCUUGCUACGUGCUGCCUAGCAUUCAGAAGGCUUGUGCUUGGUUAUUUCUGCACCACCAUUUGCCGGACUGAACAAGAUUGGAAUGACGAGAACACUAGACUUGUGUGUGAAUUAUUUGCUGAACAAGUGACGGCACACAAUCGCAGUGGCACUCAUCUUAACAAGAGUGGCUACAAGAAUGUGAUGGAAAAAUUUAAGGACAAAACCGGGUUGGAUUAUUCUAGACGGCAGUUCAAAAAUAAGUGGGACAAGAUGAGGAGAGAGUAUGCUAAUUGGAAAAGAUUGGUUAAGGAAACCGGAUUAGGAUGGGACAAUGAGAAAAAAACCUACACAGCACCAGACAGUAGGUGGAAGCAGCUGAAUAAGGAUUACCCAGGAAUUAACAAGUUCAAAGAUGGACCUCUUCAGUUCGAAGAAUUGAAGACUAUUAUGUUUGAAGAUAUUCGGAACUCGGGAGACGACCAUUGGGCUCCAUCAAGUGGUGCUGCACCGGCUAGUCAACAGGAUGCUGAACCUGAUGAAGCGGAUGAUAGGGAUGAAGAUUGUGAUGAUAAUGAAGCAAGUGAUGACUGUGAUGAGUACUCCCCUGAACCUUCAAGGGGAAAGCGUCCUGCUCCUGCUAACCGGAAAGAUAAGGGUAAAAACCAAAGACUUCAGGAGGGCAUUGGGUACAAAAAGAAUUGAGCAAGCUUGUUUCUU
Messenger RNA from Panicum hallii, 1002 nucleotides. RefSeq lists its product as uncharacterized. The record is from RefSeq and is a predicted model, not a curated record. The transcript is spliced from 4 exons. The coding region runs from base 25 to 987 and encodes 320 amino acids. Lineage: Eukaryota; Viridiplantae; Streptophyta; Magnoliopsida; Poales; Poaceae.